CCGCUCGGCCAUCGCCCAUCAUCAAGUUCCCUGGAGAUGUCGCCCCCAAAACGGACAAAGAGUUGGCUGUGCAAUACCUGAACACUUACUACGGCUGCCCCAAGGAGAGGUGCAACCUGUUCGUGCUGAAGGACACGCUGAAGAAGAUGCAGAAGUUCUUCGGGCUGCCCCAGACGGGCGCCCUGGACCAGCGCACCAUCGAGACGAUGCGGAAGCCGCGCUGCGGUAACCCCGACGUGGCCAACUACAACUUCUUCCCCCGCAAGCCCAAGUGGGACAAGAACCAGAUCACGUACAGGAUCAUCGGCUACACGCCUGAUCUCGAUCCCGAGACGGUGGAUGACGCCUUCUCUCGUGCCUUCCAAGUCUGGAGUGACGUGACCCCUCUACAGUUUUCUCGUAUCCACGAUGGAGAGGCCGACAUCAUGAUCAACUUCGGCCGCUGGGAGCAUGGUGAUGGGUACCCCUUUGAUGGCAAGGACGGACUCUUGGCACACGCCUUUGCCCCGGGUCCUGGUGUUGGGGGAGACUCCCACUUUGAUGACGAUGAGAUGUGGACCUUGGGAGAAGGGCAAGUGGUCCGUGUGAAGUACGGGAACGCUGACGGGGAGUUCUGUAAGUUCCCUUUCCUGUUCAACGGCAAGGAGUACACCAGCUGCACCGACUCGGGCCGCAGCGACGGCUUCCUCUGGUGCUCCACCACCUACAACUUCGACAAGGAUGGCAAAUAUGGUUUCUGCCCCCAUGAAGCCCUGCUCACCCUAGGUGGCAAUGCCGACGGACAGCCCUGCAAGUUCCCGUUCCGUUUCCAGGGCACCAGCUACAACAGCUGCACCACCGAGGGCCGCACGGACGGCUACCGCUGGUGCAGCACCACGGAGGACUACGACCGCGACAAGAAGUACGGCUUCUGCCCGGAGACCGUCAUGUCCACCGUCGGCGGGAACUCGGAAGGCGCCUCCUGCAUCUUCCCCUUCACCUUCCUGGGCAAAAAGCACGAGCGCUGCACCAGCGAGGGCCGCGGGGACGGGAAGCUGUGGUGCUCGACCACGGACAGCUACGACGAGGACCGCAAGUGGGGCUUCUGCCCCGACCAAGGAUACAGCCUGUUCCUGGUGGCAGCCCAUGAGUUUGGCCACGCCAUGGGCUUGGAGCACUCAGAGGACCCAGGAGCCCUGAUGGCACCCAUUUACACCUACACCAAGAACUUCCGCCUGUCCCAGGAUGACAUCAAGGGCAUUCAAGACCUCUACGGGGUGUCCCCUGACACUGACGCUGGCACUGGCACCGGCCCCACCCCCACGCUGGGACCAGUCACUCCAGAGCUGUGCACACAGGACAUCAUCUUUGAUGGCAUCGCUCAGAUCCGUGGGGAGAUUUUCUUCUUUAAGGACCGGUUCAUUUGGCGGACAGUGACACCACAGAACAAGCCCAUGGGGCCCCUACUGGUGGCCACAUUCUGGCCUGAGCUCCCAGAAAAGAUCGAUGCUGUGUACGAAGCCCCACAGGAGGAGAAGGCUGUGUUCUUUGCAGGGAAUGAAUACUGGGUCUAUUCAGCCAGUACCCUGGAGCGAGGGUACCCCAAGCCGCUGACCAGCCUGGGGCUGCCUCCUGAUGUUGAACGCGUGGAUGCCGCCUUCAACUGGAGCAAGAAUAAGAAGACAUACAUCUUUGCUGGAGACAAGUUCUGGAGAUACAAUGAGGUGAAGAAGAAAAUGGAUCCUGGCUUCCCCAAGCUCAUCGCAGACUCCUGGACUGCUGUCCCCGAUAACCUGGACGCCGUGGUGGACCUGCAAGGUGGCGGUCAUAGCUAUUUCUUCAAGGGCGCGUUUUAUCUGAAGCUGGAGAAAUGCCACUGUUAA
This is a messenger RNA of Pteropus alecto (black flying fox), 1862 nucleotides long. RefSeq names its product matrix metallopeptidase 2 (gene MMP2). Lineage: Eukaryota; Metazoa; Chordata; Mammalia; Chiroptera; Pteropodidae. Gene Ontology annotation, cellular component: extracellular matrix. The record is from RefSeq and is a predicted model, not a curated record. Gene Ontology annotation, molecular function: zinc ion binding; metalloendopeptidase activity. The transcript is spliced from 14 exons. Gene Ontology annotation, biological process: proteolysis; collagen catabolic process; tissue remodeling. Bases 147 to 1862 code for a protein of 571 amino acids.